Aegilops tauschii subsp. strangulata is the source of this 1996-nucleotide messenger RNA. RefSeq lists its product as uncharacterized. Gene Ontology annotation, biological process: regulation of DNA-templated transcription. Lineage: Eukaryota; Viridiplantae; Streptophyta; Magnoliopsida; Poales; Poaceae. Gene Ontology annotation, molecular function: DNA binding. The record is from RefSeq and is a predicted model, not a curated record.
UCGCCGGCGUCGAAUCAAUCAACCCCCUCCCAUCUAGAAGCAGCAGAGCAGCCGCCGGCCGGCAUGGAAGGGCUCAACGUCGACGAAGUCUUCCAGCACUUCCGCUUGAACCCUACAGAGGUGGAGGCCGUCACUUACUACCUUCCACGCCUCAUCGCCGGCGAGACGCACGGCGCCGAGAAGCUCAUCCACGACGCCCACGUCUACGACUGCGAGCCCAAGGAUCUGGCCGCCCGCUACGCGCCGGUGCCGCAGGCGGUGAGCAGCGGCGACCGCUUCUUCUUCACCACGUGCAAGCGCGCGAAGGGAAGGACCACCCGUUGCGCGCGCAAAGCCGGCGGCGGGACCUGGACCGUCAACACGACCACGGUCGUCACGCACGCGGGAGUCGACGUCGGCGAGAGGAAGAACCUGUCCUUCAAGAAGCAGGGCAAGUCCACCGGCUGGGUCAUGGAGGAGUACCGACUCCUGCCGCCGCCAGAGGCCGUCGUCGCCGACGAGGAGAAGGUCUUCUGCAAGAUUCACUUGUCCCAGCACGCUCCUGACGAGGCCCGCCGUGAAUCGGCCGCGUACAAGCAUCAAGGAAGAGCAGAGCUCGUGCCACGACCCGCGCCGCAACCAGAGCACGCAGGAAAGAGGCCAGCGCCGGGUGCCGUCGCGGAUCCUCAUCCGCCGCGCCCCAUGAAGAGGAUCCGAGUUGAUGUCCCCGUCCCGGAACCUGCCACCCCGUCGUUCACCGCCGCAGCACCGGUCUCCUUGCCGGCUGAGCCCAUACCUGAAGCUGAGGACGACAUGGCCUGGCUCUCUUGCACAAUGGAAGAACUUCUCGGGGAGGUACAACUGGAGGAAACUCUCCCGGUCCAAGCUAGAAACAGCAUCGAACAGAAUUUCUACUCUGAAUCACAGGAGCCGCAAAAUCUUUUCGCUGAUGCUGAAGAAGAAAUCGUGGGGACUUCCAAUGCCGCGGCCGAUCUUCAAGCUCCAUUUGAAGCAGAGUGUCAGGCCGAAGAGGCGCUCGACAUGGAGAUGCUUUUCGCUAUGACGGAUGAAGCAGCAGCAGAGCAGGAGCGGCAGGCCGUCUCGACGAACGACAACUCUUCCAUCGUCCAAGACAAGCCGAUCUUCCUCCAUCCAUCUGAAACAAAGUGGCAGGCGGACAAUGCCGCGGCCGAUCUUCAGGCUCCAUCGCUUCAGGGAGACGACCACCUGUUCAACUCGCGGCCGAGCUUCUCCGAUCCAUUUGAAGCAGCGUGGCGGGCCGAAGAGGCGCUCGAGAAGGAGAAUGCCGCGGCCAAUCUUCAGGCUGGACCGCUUGCGGGACACAACGACUUCUUCUGGUCUUCAACUGUAUAUUGAAUCUGAUGUUGAAACUCUUAGUGUAUUCAAGUGUACUAGAGGAUUCUCAGUCGCCGGUACAUUAAUCCGUCCUUGUACGAUCGCCACGGGUUCUGCACCUCUGAACCUCAGAGCAAUUUGCUCCACUGGUUGAUGUUGUUGCGCCAGUUAUUGAUGUUCUGAACCUCGUGUUCGCUGUUUUUUAACCUGUAUGUAUGCUGCAACUCGUAUAUAUUUCGCACAGUCUCUCGCAGUUGCAAACGUUAUAGUCUGAACUUAGAGCUUAUCUCUUGGUCAAUUUUGGUUCAUGUUCCACUACUAAGAUUUGGUAGUGACUUGGUUCAGUUCUUUGGAAUUCUUAGCUUGUGAUCCUUUCAGUUUUUCUUUUCGAAACGGAGGCAAAAGAUUUGCCUCAUCCAUUAAAUAAGGGAGAAGAGAGUUUUUAGAUUGUUACAAUGCCCUCACAGAAAAAAAAAACGGCAUGCCAAUUACUCACGCCAUACAAAGCAUGGGCAACUUUGGCACAUUACUUGCCCUCUGGUGUAGUGGGCAGUUUAAAACACAAGGCCUUCUGACUUAUGACUUGAAAGAAUGAUUUACCCUUGCAACGCUUAGUACCAGUCGAACUGGCCAACCCAUCUCAGACUUCUGGUUCAAAGGA